Messenger RNA from Manihot esculenta (cassava), 1054 nucleotides. Its product is annotated as nuclear transcription factor Y subunit B-3-like. Gene Ontology annotation, biological process: regulation of transcription by RNA polymerase II. Gene Ontology annotation, cellular component: CCAAT-binding factor complex; nucleus. Lineage: Eukaryota; Viridiplantae; Streptophyta; Magnoliopsida; Malpighiales; Euphorbiaceae. The transcript has a single exon. Gene Ontology annotation, molecular function: RNA polymerase II cis-regulatory region sequence-specific DNA binding; protein heterodimerization activity; DNA-binding transcription activator activity, RNA polymerase II-specific. The record is from RefSeq and is a predicted model, not a curated record. The coding region runs from base 212 to 817 and encodes 201 amino acids.
CAACGGACCUCAACACCUCCUCUUCCUCCUCUCUCCACACUGUCACACACCCAUCUCUCUCUUUCUUUCCUGCAGUCUUCUUCUCCAUUUGCCGGCGAUUUCUUCGUUUCCCAAUUUACCCCUCCCCCACCCUCUUAUACCCUUUGUAUCCAGUAAAUUUGAGAUUUUAGAGAUCUAAUUAGGGUUUUAUUUUUCUUUAAUUUUGAUUUUAAUGGCGGAUUCGGACAAUGAAUCAGGAGGGCACAACAACGCCCACAGCGAGUUGUCGGCUCGCGAACAGGACAGGUUCUUGCCCAUCGCUAACGUUAGCAGAAUAAUGAAGAAAGCUCUGCCGGCCAACGCGAAGAUCUCAAAAGAUGCCAAGGAGACGGUGCAGGAGUGUGUGUCUGAAUUCAUCAGCUUUAUUACAGGAGAAGCUUCCGACAAGUGCCAGCGCGAAAAGCGGAAGACGAUCAACGGCGACGAUCUGCUUUGGGCGAUGACCACGCUAGGGUUUGAGGAGUACGUGGAGCCCUUGAAGAUUUACUUACAGAAGUAUAGAGAGAUGGAAGGAGAGAAGAGCUCCCUGGGUAGGCAAGGAGAAAAAGAUGGUGCUGGUGGGUCCGGUGGAGGUGGUGCUGCUGCUAGUGGAGGUGGGUCGGGUGGAGGGGUGAGUUCAGGCGGUGUUGGUGGAGCAGGAGGAGGGUUUAACGGUGGUGGACAAGGGAUGUAUGGAGGGAUGAUGAUGAUGGGACACCAUCAAGGACACAUGUACGGCAGCGGUGGGUAUCAUCAUCAGAUGGGUGUCGGAAAAGGUGGCUCCGGCAACUCAAGGUAGGUGUUGGCAACAAGGGUCGUGUUGGGUUUAGUAUUUACUAUAUUUUCAUUCCUUAUUUGAAGAGAUUAAUCAACAUGGUUAGGUGUUCUGUUUGAAGGGAUCAAAUAAUUAAUGUAAUAUUGCAUAGUUCUAAUGACAGAGAGAUUGCUAAUUUGUAUUAUAAGCAUUAAUUUUUUUUACAUUUUAGCGAGAAAAAAGGAAGAAAAAAAGACAAAAAAAAACAUGGUUUCUUUGGCU